AUGUCUAAGAUCUUACAGAAAUGUGUAGGUUGGGAGCUUAAAGUCCAAAGGGUGAUGACAGAGUGUGAGCUACCAGUGGUAGACUUCACUAAGCAAAAUCUGAAAGAUUCUACACAUACAUGGCUUUCAACUUGUCAAGUAGUUCGUAGUGCUCUUGAGGAUCAUGGUGCUUUCUUGGCACUCUAUGAUAACAUAAGUUCGGAAACAUAUGACUCUGUUUACUCAGAAAUGAAGAAAUUUUUUGACCUCCCAACAGAAACAAAACGAAGGAAAACCACUGAUAAACCUAUUUUCAGCUACUCUGGCCAGCGACCUCACAUUCCUUUAUAUGAAUCCGCAGGUAUCAUGAAUCCACUCAGCUUUCAGGAUUGUCAGAAAUACACACAUGUUAUGUGGCCACAAGGAAAUCAUGCUUUCUGUGAAAGUGUGAAUUCGUAUGCGAAGGAAAUAGUGGAAGUGGAUCAUAUUGUGAAGAGAAUGAUGUUUGAGAGCUAUGGAGUGGAGAGGAAGAAACUUGAGUGUUUUCUUGAAUCAACCGAAUAUGUUCUUAGAGGAUACAAAUACAGAAUACCAGAAGUGGGUGAGAGUAAUUUGGGAGUGGCUCCUCAUUCUGACACUGCUCUUCUAACUAUACUCAAUCAGAAGGUAGAAGGCUUGGCUGUCAAAUUGAAGAAUGGCAAAUGGUUUGAAGUCGGUGUUUCACCUUCCUUGUUCUUGGUCAUGGCUGGUGAUGCAUUGAUGGUAUGGAGUAAUGGAAGAAUACGAGCUUGUGAACACAGAGUUAUAGUAAAGUCAAAGAAAGAAAGAUACUCAAUGGGACUACUUUCGUAUGCUGGUAAGAUAAUGGAAGCAGAAGAGGAGCUAGUUGAUGAGGAACAUCCUCUACGUUAUAAACCACUUGACCACUAUGGAUACCUACGUUUCUUUCUCACUCAAGAAGCCUUAAAAUCUGAUUCUCGGAUCAAGGCAUACUGUGGUAUUUGAAACACAU
This is a messenger RNA of Vigna umbellata (rice bean), 991 nucleotides long. Its product is annotated as putative 2-oxoglutarate-dependent dioxygenase AOP1. The record is from RefSeq and is a predicted model, not a curated record. NCBI's taxonomy places the organism in Eukaryota, Viridiplantae, Streptophyta, Magnoliopsida, Fabales, Fabaceae.